AUGGGCGCCUUGCUUCUAUGGCUGCUGUUGUCCCCGGUCGGACUCGGGGUGCUGGGCGGGCUCGGGCGUGCCCAGGGGGACCCGACCACUGCAGCCCCCUCACAGUCACGGGGCACAAAGCCACAGCUCGCGAUCUCAAGUGACGGGAAGAGGAAAAUGCUUACAGCUGAGCCGCGUGUCCCUCUGUCCAUCUCAGUGCCCUGUGGCAACCGCAAGGCCCCCACGCGCAUCGUGGGGGGCCAUGAUGCUGAGCUGGGGAGCUGGCCGUGGCAGGGGAGCCUGCGCUUCUGGGGCUCUCACAUCUGUGGGUCCAGCCUGCUCAACCGCCGCUGGGUGCUCACGGCGGCGCACUGCUUCCAAGAGUCCAGCGAUGCCUUCUCCUGGAGCAUCCAGUUUGGCGAGCUGUCGGCCGCCCCCUCCAUCUGGAACCUGCAGGCCUAUGAGAACCGCUAUCAAGUCCAGAGGAUCGUGGUGCACCCUGACUACAAGGGGUACUCGCCCUUCGACAUCGCCCUGGUGAAGCUCGUGUCCUCCGUCACCUACCGCCCGCACAUCCGGCCUGUCUGUGUGGUCAACUCCUCCAUGGAGUUCCAGAACCGCAGAGACUGCUGGGUGACUGGCUGGGGGGAUAUCCAGGAAGACCUAGAGCUGGAGCCCCCCUACAACCUCCAGCAGGUGCAGAUCUCCAUAAUAAACCACACCAUGUGUAACCACCUGUUCAGAAAGCCCGAUGUUCGCCACAGCAUUUUUGGAGACAUGGUUUGUGCCGGCAACCCGGAGGAAGGGCAGGACGCCUGCUUAGGUGACUCUGGGGGACCCUUGGUCUGUGAAGAGGACAACGUGUGGUAUCAGGUGGGAGUGGUGAGCUGGGGCGUGGGCUGCGGGCGCCCCAACCGACCCGGCAUCUACACCAACGUCAGCGAGUACUUCAGAUGGAUCCAGAAGGUGUUAGCCCGGGGACCCCCCACCAUGGACGACUCCUCGCUGUUCCUGCUGCUGCCCUGCGCUCUGCUGUGGGCUCCCCUGUUCCUGCACCCAUCCUGA
This is a messenger RNA of Echinops telfairi (small Madagascar hedgehog), 1044 nucleotides long. Its product is annotated as testisin-like. Gene Ontology annotation, molecular function: serine-type endopeptidase activity. The transcript is spliced from 6 exons. Gene Ontology annotation, biological process: proteolysis. The record is from RefSeq and is a predicted model, not a curated record. Bases 1 to 1044 code for a protein of 347 amino acids. NCBI's taxonomy places the organism in Eukaryota, Metazoa, Chordata, Mammalia, Afrosoricida, Tenrecidae.